AUGAAGGUAAGGCACCAGAAGUCAUACUUCCCGAGGCUGGCGACGAAGCCACCGAGGAGGACAACCGUGGCCCACGUAGACAUCAGGAAUCCCAACCCCGCACGAUCAGAUUCAGGCCAACGGGAGUCGUCGUCGAUUGAAUUCAGGGCGGCCAUUGUUAUCGCUCGAUUUUGUUUCACCCCGGAAACACACAGCAACCGAGCUGCAGCAUUCCUGCAGUUGGUUAAGCUUAGCAAAGCACUUGCUGAUGCAGAGACAACAGUCAAGCUGAAGCCACAGUGGGAGAAGGGUCAUUUCAGGAAAGGUUGUGUUUUGGAGGCAAUGGAGCGCUAUGAAGAGGCAAUAGCUGCAUUUCAGAUAGCUUUGCAGCACAAUUCACAAAAUACAGAAGUCUCAAGAAAAAUCAAGAGGCUUUCUCAGUUGGCCAGGGAAAAGAAGCGAGCCCUUGAUGUAGAGAACAUGCGUUCAAAUGUUGACAUUGCAAAGAACUUAGAAUCACUGAAGACUGAGUUGGCUGCAAAGUAUGGAGAUGCAGAAACAGGGCAGAGUAUCUUUUCUUUCAUCGUUAAUGUGAUAGAAUCAGCAAUAAAGGUUUGGCAUGACACAGGAAAUGUAGAUCCAAGGGUCAAUUUUCUUCUCGAUCAGAAGACUGAUACUGAAAAAUAUGCCCCAGUAGUUAACAUUGACAAGGCAUUUGAGUCCCCCAACACUCAUGCAGAGUGUUUCACAUAUUUGCGGCAAUAUGCCGAGAAUUCUUUUGCGAAGGCUGCUUGUAUGGUGUCACCUAAGAGCAUCAUUUCCUACCCACAGGUCUGGAAAGGGCAAGGAUCCAGAAAGUGGAAGCUUGACCAGAGUGACGGGUUCUUUGUACAAUUUGAAUCACCAUCUCUGAGGAAGAUAUGGUUUGUGCCUAGCACAAAAGAGAAGGGACGAACAUUAUGCAGGAGCCCUGAGGCCCUGGACAUCGGCAUCCAUGAAGUCCUCCCCAGUAUAUUCAAGGAAGCAGCAGCUUAG
Messenger RNA from Miscanthus lutarioriparius, 1014 nucleotides. The record is from the annotation of a GenBank genome assembly. NCBI's taxonomy places the organism in Eukaryota, Viridiplantae, Streptophyta, Magnoliopsida, Poales, Poaceae.